This is a messenger RNA of Cicer arietinum (chickpea), 1921 nucleotides long. RefSeq names its product 11-oxo-beta-amyrin 30-oxidase-like. Gene Ontology annotation, molecular function: monooxygenase activity; heme binding; iron ion binding. Lineage: Eukaryota; Viridiplantae; Streptophyta; Magnoliopsida; Fabales; Fabaceae. The record is from RefSeq and is a predicted model, not a curated record.
GUUAAACCGCUGAAGAGGAAACAAUCCCUUAAAUCAUUCCUUUCCUCUUUCCUUGUUCUCUUUUUAUACUUUAUUUCUCUGUCCUAGCAAAGUGCCCCCAAUUUUCUUCUCCCAAAAAGAAUGACAUUGAGAAUCACUUCCACCAAUGCAACAUGUUUUCUCAUAUUGGCGCCUCUUGUGCUACUUUGGACAUGGAAGCUUCUAAAUUGGCUGUGGUUAAGGCCAAAGAGACUAGAAAAGCUGUUGAGAGCACAAGGCCUUCAAGGCAAUCCAUAUAGGAUUUUGAUUGGAGACACAAAGGAAAUGUUUAAGGUGAUGAUGGAAAAUGCCAAAUCUCAGAAACCUACCGACAAUACUCUCUCACUUGACAAAGAUGUCGCACCACACGUCUUUACAUUUAUUCAUCACAUUGUCCACAAAUUUGGCAAGAAUUCAUUUUUAUGGGAAGGUACAAAACCAAAAGUGAUCAUUACAAAUCCUGAGCAAAUUAAGGAAAUCUUCAACAACAUCCAUGACUUUGAAAAACCUAAGUUGAGCCCCCUUUUCAAGCUAUUGGGCUCAGGACUCGCAAAUUAUGAAGGCGACAAAUGGCGGAUGCAUCGAAAGAUUAUCACUCCUACUUUCUACUCGGAAAAAUUAAAGAUUAUGUUACCCGUAUUUUCCCAAAGUUGUAAUGAUAUGAUUAGCAAAUGGGAAGAGAUGUUUUCAGAUGGAAAACUUGAAAUCGAUGCAUGGCCUUUUCUUCAAACGUUGACUUGUGAUAUUAUUUCUAAAACAGCAUUUGGAAGCAGUUAUGAAGAAGGGAAAAAAAUAUUUGAUCUUCUGAAAGAGCAGGCAGGACUUAUUAUGAAAUUACGCAACGUUUACAUUCCAGGAUGGUGGUUACUACCAACAACUACACACAAGAGGAUGACAAAAAUUGAUAAAGAUAUACAAACAUCACUCAAGGCUAUAAUCAACAAACGAGAGAAAGCAAUGAUGGCUGGUGAAGUGUUUAACAAAGAUUUAUUGGGCAUACUUUUGGAAUCAAAUCACAAAGAAAUACAAGAAAAUGGAAACAAUAAGACUGUUGGAAUGACCAACCAAGAAGUAAUUGAGGAAUGCAAUGCAUUCUACCUUGCGGGGCAAGAAACCACUUCGGUUUUACUUGUUUGGACUAUGAUAUUGUUGAGUAGAUAUCCUGAUUGGCAAGCACGUGCUAGAGAGGAAAUCUUGCAAGUUUUUGGCAACCAAAUGCCAAAUAAUGAUGGGCUAACUCGCCUAAAAAUAAUGCCAAUGAUUCUCUACGAGGUUCUAAGGUUAUACCCACCAUCAAUUUACUUCAAUCGAGUAGUUCAUAAAAAUGUGGAACUUGGAAGUCUUUCUCUACCUGCUGGAGUUCUAAUUUCCUUACCAAUACUAUUGGUUCACCAUGAUCGUGAUAUUUGGGGUGAUGAUGCUACUGAAUUCAAACCCGAAAGAUUUUCAGAAGGAAUUGCAAAAGCAACAAAAGGUCAAGUUUCUUUUUUCCCAUUUGGUUGGGGUCCUAGGUCGUGCAUUGGCCAAAACUUUGCUUUAUUAGAAGCGAAAAUGAUUUUGUCACAACUUCUACAACGUUUUUCAUUUGAACUUUCCCCUGCCUAUGCUCAUGCUCCAAUGGCUGCAAUCACUCUUUGUCCAAAAUAUGGGGGUCAUAUCAUUCUACAUAAAUUAUAGUGUCAUGAAUUUGUAUAAUUAAUGUAAAAUUAUUUUCAAGCAACUUUAGUUUAUGUAUUCAUCUUUUGUACUUGGAGGGGAAUACCUCUUCUAAAUUAUAUUGAAUGUUACAUUUUAAUUACUAAAUAGGUUCGUCUUUGAAAAUGCAACAAACAUAAUGGGAACAAUGAUAUGCUAUCCUUCCAAUGUGAUGGAUAAUUUAAAUUUCAAGAAUAAUAUUUGUACA